This is a messenger RNA of Camelus dromedarius (Arabian camel), 4691 nucleotides long. RefSeq names its product polypeptide N-acetylgalactosaminyltransferase 17 (gene GALNT17). Gene Ontology annotation, cellular component: Golgi apparatus. The coding region runs from base 1500 to 3296 and encodes 598 amino acids. Gene Ontology annotation, molecular function: polypeptide N-acetylgalactosaminyltransferase activity. The record is from RefSeq and is a predicted model, not a curated record. Lineage: Eukaryota; Metazoa; Chordata; Mammalia; Artiodactyla; Camelidae. Gene Ontology annotation, biological process: protein O-linked glycosylation. The transcript has 11 exons.
GAGCACACAGAAAGGGAUGUCUUCAUCGCCAACCAGGAUGGAACAAACCCGCCCGUUUGGGGAGUGCUGAGAACCAAAGGGUCCCUCCGACGCCGGCAGCAGCCAACAUGACUUGACUGCCCCCAUCCCGCGCGGUCCUUACUCUCCAGACGCCCCCACCCUUUCCGGGUGCGCGCGCACGAGCGGGUGAGCCAGGGAGCUGUGCGCCCGGCAGCCUGCGGGCGGCGGCGGCCGACAGGCUCGCGGGGAGCCGGGUAGCCAGGGGCGGCGGAGGAGGAGCUGGCGCCGCAGCCGGCCCCCUCCAGCCGCGCCCCGCCCUCCGCCGCCACCUGCGCGACCCCUCUGGGCCCUCGGGCCCCGGGACUGUGUGGACUCUCCCUGCCGCAGCGGCGGUAUCGCCGCGUCCGCCAAUUAGAAGACUCGGCGUUUGGCUCCUUGGGGCGCUGGAAGAGCCGCGCUGCCCGCUGUGGCGAGCGCAGGGUGCGCCGGCGCGCGUCCCUCCCCGCCGCGCUCCCCGCGACGUUCGUGGAGGGGGGUACAGAACUGCUGUGACUUUUGAGGUCCGACUCCUCCUUCCAGCUAGCCUCCUGACGCGCCAGCUCGGAGGGAGGCCGAUGUGACCGCCAGGCCCCGAAGGCUCACUGCGUGGGCUCGGGACUUGGAACGUGUCCGGGAGCCCGCGGAGCGGUGCGCGCUGGUGAGUUUGGCGGCGGGGUGGGGUGUCUCCCCGAGCGAGGGGCGGAGAGGACGUCGCGCUCUGCCCCUUCGCCCGCCCCCUAGUGCUGCUCCCACUUUGAGAGUAAUUGAGACUUGAGCGUGACUGCGGAGCCGCGAGGACGCCGUCGCCGGGCGCAGGCUAUUCUUCAGCCCGGCGUAAUGGAGCGGGUCGGUGAGCGGAACAAAGGCGCUCGCCCGGGGAAGCGAGCCUUCUUCGGCUGAACACCGCGGACUGCGCGCCGCGACGGCCGCCUGCGGACUGAGGUGGUGGCUGUGCAGCUCGAGGCGCGGCGCGCUCCCCUGCGGGCGGGCGGCGAACCCUGAGCCCGGCACCUGCGCGCCGCUCCCGCCGCGGCGCCGGGGCAGCCCCGCCUGCCGGCCCCUCGGCCCCGGAGGUCUGCUGCGCCAGCAGCCCUACUCCCGGCGGCCCGAGGUCCAGCGACGAACCACUUGCUGGGGCAGAGGAGGGACCCCUGCCCCCCGGCCCUUCGCGGAGAAGCCGGGGCGCCUGGUAGGGGCCGCGCGCCUGGGACUGAGUAGGCAUCUCGGGGAACACUUCUGCAGACUGAGGGCUUCCAUGUGAGCCAUUUCGCUUUCACCCGACCGCCCGGUCCUCUCACCAGUCUCCGCUGCCCGAGCCUUCGCGCAGUGGGGCCGUGAGCGGCUGGGAUCCUCGCCAGCCGUCCGGAGCGCGAGGUUUGCACACGGCCCCCGGCUGCCCCGCGCCUCGCCGGAGCCCGAGGGGGCGCGGGUCCGGGGCGAGGGCCGGCCGGGCGUGUUUGAUGGCUUCACUGAGAAGAGUCAAAGUGCUGCUGGUGUUGAACUUGAUCGCUGUGGCCGGCUUCGUGCUCUUCCUGGCCAAGUGCCGGCCCAUCGCGGUGCGCAGCGGAGACGCCUUCCACGAGAUUCGGCCGCGCGCGGAGGCGGCCAACCUAAGCGCGCACAGCGCCAGCCCCAUCCAGGAUGCGGUCCUGAAGCGCCUUUCACUGCUCGAGGACAUUGUCUACCGGCAACUAAAUGGUUUAUCCAAAUCCCUUGGGCUCAUUGAAGGUUACGGUGGGCGGGGCAAAGGGGGCCUUCCUGCUACCCUUUCCCCAGCUGAAGAGGAGAAAGCCAAGGGGCCUCAUGAGAAGUAUGGCUACAAUUCCUACCUCAGUGAAAAAAUCUCACUGGAUCGUUCCAUUCCGGAUUAUCGUCCCACCAAGUGUAAGGAGAUGAAGUACUCCAAGGAGCUGCCCCAGAUGUCCAUUAUAUUUAUCUUUGUGAACGAGGCCCUGUCGGUGAUCCUGCGGUCAGUCCAUAGUGCGGUCAACCACACGCCGACCCACCUGCUGAAGGAAAUCAUCCUGGUGGACGACAACAGUGAUGAAGAGGAACUGAAGGCCCCCUUGGAGGAGUAUGUCCACAAACGUUACCCCGGGCUCGUGAAGGUGGUGAGAAAUCAAAAGAGAGAGGGCCUGAUCCGAGCUCGCAUCGAGGGCUGGAAGGUGGCCACUGGCCAGGUCACCGGCUUCUUUGAUGCCCACGUGGAGUUCACCGCUGGCUGGGCCGAGCCGGUUCUGUCCCGGAUCCAGGAGAACCGGAAGCGCGUGAUCCUCCCCUCCAUUGACAACAUCAAGCAGGACACGUUCGAGGUGCAGCGGUACGAGAACUCGGCCCACGGGUACAGCUGGGAGCUGUGGUGCAUGUACAUCAGCCCCCCGAAGGACUGGUGGGACGCCGGGGACCCUUCCCUCCCCAUCAGGACACCAGCCAUGAUUGGCUGCUCGUUUGUGGUCAACAGGAAGUUCUUUGGUGAAAUUGGUCUUCUGGACCCUGGGAUGGAUGUGUAUGGAGGAGAAAAUAUCGAACUUGGAAUCAAGGUGUGGCUCUGCGGGGGCAGCAUGGAGGUCCUGCCGUGCUCACGGGUGGCCCACAUCGAGCGAAAGAAGAAGCCAUACAACAGCAACAUCGGCUUCUACACCAAGAGGAAUGCCCUCCGGGUCGCCGAGGUCUGGAUGGAUGAUUACAAGUCACAUGUGUACAUAGCGUGGAAUCUGCCACUGGAGAAUCCAGGAAUUGACAUAGGUGAUGUCUCCGAAAGAAAAGCCUUAAGGAAAAGUUUAAAGUGUAAGAAUUUCCAGUGGUACCUGGACCACGUCUACCCGGAAAUGAGAAGAUACAAUAACACCGUUGCCUAUGGGGAGCUUCGCAACAACAAGGCAAAAGACGUCUGCUUGGACCAGGGGCCGCUGGAGAACCACACAGCAAUCCUGUACCCGUGCCAUGGCUGGGGACCCCAGCUGGCCCGCUACACCAAGGAGGGCUUCCUGCACCUGGGAGCCCUGGGGACCACCACGCUCCUCCCUGACACCCGCUGCCUGGUGGACAACUCCAAAAGUCGGCUGCCCCAGCUACUGGACUGCGACAAGGUCAAGAGCAGCCUGUACAAGCGCUGGAACUUCAUCCAGAACGGCGCCAUCAUGAACAAGGGCACAGGGCGCUGCCUGGAGGUGGAGAACCGCGGCCUGGCUGGCAUCGACCUCAUCCUCCGCAGCUGCACGGGGCAGAGGUGGACGAUUAAGAACUCCAUCAAGUAGUGGGAGUGGGAGGAGCUGGGGCCCUCGUUGCCCAGCCCCUGGGACAGGGUCUGCCGUCCUCUGGACCAGCCAUGCUGGGAGAGAGCCAGCACGGAGCCGGCAGGGCUUCUCCAGGACAGCCCCGGGCCCCGGAUGGAGGCUCCGUGUCCCCAUCAGGCAUCCAGCUGCCUGAGGCUCGUGCACCUGGCAAAAGCCCCCCAGCCCUUCUCUGGAAACCUAGGCGCCAUGUUUUCUGCAGCCCGGAUGUGGACCUGGUACCAAGGAGUGACAUCACAUCUCCUCCUGGUCAUCUUCCCACCCACUAUAGGGACUGGGAUUGGCAGGGGCCCCUCCUUUCUCUCAUCUCUUGCAGCAGCAGCAGCUUCUGAAUUCCACCCCAGCCCUCGACAAAGGUGGGGGCGGGGGUCUGCCACCUCCGAGCUCCCCCUCCAAGGAGGAGACAGUGAGGCCCUGAGACAGUUUCCCCCGAGGUUGCUUCUGCCCAGAUACCCGUUCACAGCCCAAGAUCACUGCCCCCAAAGCUUUCCAGCAGGUGGCCUUGGGCUUUUCUGGAGCCACCCCCCACAGAUGACGUGGAAGGAGCUGACACUUCCACGGUCACCUGGGCACCAGGCUCCCAUGUGCCUGGACCAGCUCUUCCGCCUGUGUGGGAGGGGGGAGCAUGCAGAAUGGUCUCAGCUGUGAGGGGCCCGUGCCGCUCUGCCUGCCCAGGACCGGGGAGCCCAGACUCACAGCUGCCACAGAGGGGGCAGCAAGCAGCCCCCACCUGGCGCCUAAGGACUGACAUCAGCACGGCACAGGUGGCCAGGACCCCGGAGGGUGCUUGUCCCACGUCCCCCGUGCUCUGCUGGCUGAGUGGGGAGAAGGCAGUCGAGUCCUCUCUGAAGAGUGAUAUUUUUUUCCGACUGCCCUCUGGUUAGGGCGCGCUUAUAAAUCAGAGUUAAUAUAUGGACGCGUGUGCGUGCGUAGGGGGGUGGGUGCCUGCGCGGUGUGCGAGUGCGGGGCUGCCUGUGUGUGCGUGCGUGCGUGGCGUGUGUCUGGGUUGCGCGUCAGAGUGCAUGAUGGAGCAGACGUAGGGGAGUGGCCUUGAGCUGUGGCUUUAUUGCUCGCCAGGCUCGGGACGAGGCUGCUGAGAAGCUUGGGGGAGAGGGUUGGCCAUGGUCGUUGGCCAGGAGGAUGUGGCUGGGCCUUACCCCUGGCUGUGCCCCAGCUGGAAGCCUGUCCCUUCUGCCAGUCCCCGUCUCUCUCCCUCAUGCUGCCGGCCAAGCCCUGCCCGGAACCAAACCCUGUACCUGCCCAGUUUGGGGUUUACAGUGUCUCAUUCGGUGGCAUCUUACUGGUGAUCACUCCUGCCCCGUCUCCCCUCCUUGUGAAAUAAACACACCUCCCAGCUCA